Molecule: messenger RNA, 502 nt
Organism: Myotis brandtii (Brandt's bat)
Lineage: Eukaryota; Metazoa; Chordata; Mammalia; Chiroptera; Vespertilionidae
Product: mitochondrial import receptor subunit TOM22 homolog
Biological process (GO): intracellular protein transport
Cellular component (GO): mitochondrial outer membrane
Source: RefSeq, a predicted model, not a curated record
AUGGCUGCCAUAGUCGCUACCCCUGGUCCAGGUGCUUCCCUGCCCCCCGACAAAUUGCUUCCGAAAGGUGAUGUGGAGAAGACUGAGGAGGAGCUGGAAGAGGAUGAGCCCGAUGAGACCCUCUCGGAGAGACUCUGGGGUCUGACGGCAGAGAGGAUCUGGUCCGCAGCCGGAGCCACUUUUGAUCUCUCCCUCUUUGUGGCUCAAAAAAAUGUACAGGUUUCCAGGACAGCCUUAUGGAUCGGGACACCUUCCUUCAUGAUCCUGGUUCUUCCUGUUCUCUUUGAGACUGAGAAGUUGCAAAUGGAGCAACAGCAGCAACUGCAGCAGCGGCAGAUACUCCUAGGGCCUAAAGGGCUGUCAGGAGGAAUGCCAGGGGCUCUACCUUCACUUCCUGGAAAGAUCUAGAUUGUUACUGCUCUAUUUGACCUGUCUUGGUGGGAGAAGUUUGCAAAUUCAAUACUGUUUGAACUGAUUUUUUUCUUUUUCUUUUUUUUGGCAC